Molecule: messenger RNA, 4951 nt
Organism: Nomia melanderi (Alkali bee)
Lineage: Eukaryota; Metazoa; Arthropoda; Insecta; Hymenoptera; Halictidae
Gene: Grd
Product: GABA-gated ion channel
Biological process (GO): monoatomic ion transmembrane transport
Cellular component (GO): membrane
Molecular function (GO): GABA-A receptor activity; extracellular ligand-gated monoatomic ion channel activity
Source: RefSeq, a predicted model, not a curated record
AAGAGUCUAUUGUUAGAAGUUCGAUAAGAAUUGCAUGUUAAUCGCGUUAACUGUUUGGCAGUUCUAGCGUCAGCGUGCAAAUUGAACGAACAAUCGAAUGUAGAAGCAGCUUCAAAGUUUCUUUUCGAAGAGGAAUUAGAAAGUCUAAUUAACUGAUAUAACUUAAACCAAUACUCGCUAUUUAAAAGUUUAAAGUGUCCUGCAUGUACAGAACAAUGUGCUGAGUGGUUAAUGAAAAUAUUUUUCAAAGCUUCGCGGCGUGUUUCCCGUUUUCUUCUUUGUUUUCCGACGAAAGUAAAACAGGGGAUGAAGAAGCGGACGCCAAGGUCGGCGUCGGAAAUUCUCGAACGCGUCUCGCGAUCAAUCCCCGCAGAAUUAUCUCUGUUUCGCUAGACUGCAUUCUCGACUUACGAUCGCGGAACGUGUGUCUAAGGUGGAGCGGACCACCUGCCAGAUAAACGUAAGGAAGCGGCGGAAGAAAAGUAGAGAUAUAAGGGAGGAAAGUAUAAAAAUCUCGAGGCGAAUUCUUGCUUUCUGUUAUCUUGAGGAAGCAGAAACUGCCGCGACGCUCGGCGUUUGAAGCGAAUUGAUGAACGAACCGGGACACGUUCCAGGGGAGGAUCAAUCCCAGGACAUCAUGAAGCAGCGAGUCCUACUGGCCCUCGCCAAUUUGAUCACUUCUUAUGCGUCCUUCCUAGCAGCCACAGGGGCAAAAACCUCCACAAGACAGAGAACGCAAAGCAACAAUCACAGCAACAUCAGCGAACUGCUGGACAAUCUGCUUCGCGGUUACGACAACAGCGUCAGGCCAGACUUCGGUGGACCACCGGCCACCGUUGAGGUCGACAUCAUGGUGCGCAGCAUGGGUCCGAUCUCAGAAGUCGAUAUGACUUACUCGAUGGACUGCUACUUCCGUCAGUCUUGGGUGGACAGACGUCUGGCCUUUCAAGGCGGCAAGGAGACGCUCGCGCUCAGCAUAUCGAUGCUGGCCAGGAUCUGGAAACCGGAUACGUACUUCUAUAACGGCAAGCACAGCUACCUGCACACCAUAACCAGUCCCAAUAAAUUCGUCAGGCUCUAUCAGGAUGGCAGGGUCCUCUACAGUUCUAGGCUUACCAUCAAGGCUGGAUGUCCGAUGAACCUUGAAAACUUCCCGAUGGACACGCAGAGGUGCCCGUUACAAUUCGGCAGCUUCGGUUACACGAAGCGGGACGUGAUCUACAAAUGGAACAGCGCGCGACAAGUAGCAAUCGCGGAGGACAUGAAAUUAUCCCAAUUCGAUUUAGUUGCCAAUCCGACUGCGAAUUAUUCUGCAUCGCCGACCCUUCCUCAAGCCGACUACUCGAUGCUGCUGGUGUAUUUUCACCUGCAAAGGCACAUGGGUAAUUUCCUUAUACAAGUGUACGGGCCGUGCGUUUUGCUGGUGGUCCUCUCGUGGGUGUCGUUUUGGCUGAACCGGGAAGCCACCGCCGAUCGCGUGUCGCUCGGAAUAACGACCGUGUUGACGAUGACAUUUUUGGGAUUGGAGGCACGAACCGAUCUGCCGAAAGUUCCUUACCCCACUGCCCUAGAUUUCUUCGUUUUCCUUUCGUUCGCUUUCAUAUUCGCCACUAUUAUACAAUUCGCGGUGGUCCAUUACUUUACGAAGUACGGCUCCGGAGAGUGUUAUUUCAGCUCCGAUCUAAUCGAAAGCGAGAGUUCCAGCGAGGAGGAGGAGGAGGAGGAGGAAGAGGAAGAUGCGCAACCACUUGGGAAGGAACAGUUGCAGGCGUCGCAGGUCCACGCGAAAGGUUCGAGCAACUCGGCGGGCAGAGUGCAUCCGAAUCGAAACUUCACGAUGAACGAGGACGGUAUGAUCGAGGUGAUACCUCUGUCAGCGAUCCCGCAUCCGAACAGGGACGCGGGGGUCGGCAAUUGGCAGAUGUCCUGCGUGGCGUGCAGCCCGCCGCCGAGGCCGCCGCCACCCGCCCGGAAGACUUCCGGCAGAAGACGACGCAGGAGGACGCCGAGGUACAACUCGGUCUCGAAGAUCGACCGCGCGAGCCGCGUCGUCUUCCCCCUGUUCUUCUUGGCGAUCAACGUCUUCUACUGGUGCGCCUAUCUGUCGCGGAGCGAACGCAUAAACUAUUACAACGCGAACUCGAACGGCUCGUGAGACUAGCAGUGAUCGAACGGGAACGGCAAGCGUUCGGUUUCCGCCGGGAGGGGAACGUCCGUCGUCGGGGUCGACCAAUCUACAGUACUUUAAGCGAGCAUGUAUAUACGUAAUCCGAAUUAUUCCAUCAGCACGCCGGGAGAACGACGAACGCGGGGGAUGAUAUCUUAUGCGAGGACGAGCGUGGAAGGUAACGAUGCAACGAGGCAAAUCCAGAAGCUUCUUCCGCCGAUCCAGUUAAGAAAACUUCUUGGAAUUUAACCCCUUGGCGUACUGUUUAGUUUCGAUACUAACACUAGAUUGUUUUGUUUAGCAAUUAUUGGUAUCUUCGAAGCAUUGAAAUGAUUUUGAAAAUAGUUUCAUUUGAGUAUAAUGAAUGUUUGGAGAAAUUGAAAAUAAUCUAUUACAAUCUUUAUGGGAAUUGCAUAUUAAUCGUAUUAAAUGCUCGCUAGUUCUAGUGCUGAACUCGAGUACUUUACUAUCGACAGUUUCGAACGCAAAAUUGUCUGCUCGAAGUGGAAAUUUCAUUUGAAGAUUGAUGAUGAAAUAGUUGUUCGCUUCCGUGGGUAAUAACAUUAAUCGUUAAAUUGAUUUCGAAAUAUUCGUCAUUAUCUCGUUCAUCAUUGUACGGCAAGGGGUUAAGCGAUUUGAAGAAUCGCUGAAUCGUGAAACUUGACAGGGUCUAGCGACAUUUAAUAGUGAGAGCUAAGGAUUGGUGUCCAUCUGUGUCAGUCUGUGGAAUGGAUAGAGUAUGGAUGUAGUUCGAAGCGUGUCACGAGGACAAUGAGGGCCGAUUGAUAAUGAUCAAGGGAUUUUAUGAGAAAGUUACAUGUUGUCGAGCAAGUUGACUGUAGAAUGUAGAUUGUGGAUGUUUCACGCUGGCCGAGGUGUCAGUUCCUUACUGCCAUGGUCUUCUUUAUUGUCCGCCGGAACCUAAACCUCGGUGAACCCCUAUUUCCGGUUCUGUCUUGUUCAUCUCGCUGUAUCGUUGCCAUCUAACGAGUUUAUCCGAUAAGGGCGCAAGAGGUGGAAUUUUUACCCAGAUCGUGGUACUGUAAACAUUCUGAAUACUUUUUCGGAAGAUUACCUGCGUUCUAUUCGGUAUUCGAUGAUAAUUUAUGAAAAAUUUUUACUAAGCUUCCAUUGAAAAGAGGUUGUUUAACCAGUUAAGUGUGGAAUCUAGUUUGAAAAAUCUCUCAUUGCGCGCAAUAAAGUCAAAUAAUGAAGUGUGUACUCGUUAAAUGCAGGCCAAAUUAGUUCUAGUGUUAAGUGAAAUUAAGAUUGCAGGAGAAUGAUCUGAAAUGAAUUUUUCAGUGACUUCAUUUGAUUGAAUAAUUUCGAAAUUACUGAUCACGCUCUUACUAAACGAACUGUAUUUGGAAUUGUAUAGUGUCAGUGUAAAUGGGAUAAUUGUAAUGAUUGUCAAAGGAAUUUUGCACUUUGAAAUUUGUCGAGUAACAUGUCGAUGGAGAGUUUUAUGGGAGAAAUGUAACUGCGUUAAAACGGGCAUUGUUAAGAAACAUAACAUUUAUUGUUACAGUCAUUUCUGUUAAACGAAAUGAUGUCCAAGCCUGUUCUAUUUAUUUCCACGCGAAAUAUUCGUGACUGUUUGAAAGUAUUAUAUUAGGGUACACGAGCGUCGACUGCUGUUCUUAAGUUAUUAUUCUGUGAUUAAUAUCAUUAAGGUAGUUGAUUCCAUAGUUUUGGUUAAUUAGGUCUUCCUGGCAUUAGUAUCAUCCCUCGCUAUGUAAAUACAGUGUUCAAGUUAGUCGACUAUUUUUCAAAUGAAUUCGAUUUCAAUGUUUUCUUGGAGCAUUCUGUUGUAACGAGCUUUGAGUAAAAGAUCAAACGGUUGCGUUCUGUCGAGCGUUGUUACGAGAGAUUGGAUAUAUUUCGAAAAUUCAACGCUCCCCACGUGUGUGCUUGUGAAAGAUGUUUAAAGUACAAAUGAUGUAAUGUGUAUGAUAAAAAUAUUAUUAGCCGUUUUAACACUAGUAGGACCAACGUUAUCGUUUACAUCAUUUCGGGAAGUAUUUAAAUCGUUUUAUCUUACGCGAUUAUGUAUGAAUAAAUAUUUAUUUUCGGUUCAGUUCAUGAAAUUCUUUGAGAAGAAAUAAAUACGGCUAAGAAAGUCUACAAUAAUAUCAUACGUUCUCAAGAACGAAAAUAAUAAAGUUACAGAUAGAACAUUCCGAACCGAUCGUCCUCCUAGAGUUAAAUCCAUGUUUAAUUGAAACACGAAUAAAUGAAAGAUAUUCAAUGACGAGAAAAGAAUGUAAUUAUAUUUCGAUGAAAGUCAUCAGCGAAAGGUGCGGAAUAUGUUUUAAUCUAUAGUGAAGUAAUUAGCAAAUUACCGAUAGAAGGUAAUGCGUAUUAGGUGCGACAAUAAAAAUCAAUUGCAAAAACAAAACUUUGUUAUUUAUUGUUGCACGUGAACAUGUGUGUAACGUGCAUUCAGAAAAAGAUAAUGAAAUCCUCGUGUCAUUUAUACAUUUAACGAAAUUAUUUUGUUUCCUUUCGUUUUUGCAUUGCAAACAAUAUUGAAUGGAUCAUAUUUAUCUUUAUUGACCUAAACAUUGAUUUAUAUCGUGAAUUACAUCAUGUUUAUUAGUGUACAAUGUCGUCAGAAUACUAUAACACUUAUUCGCAUAAGGUGUCCAUAUAAUAAGUUUAGUUUUAACAACAGACAAUCAUGUACAGCUACUCUUUGGCAAAUCUUUAUAACUUUCACAUAGUAUUACAAAAAUAGAAAAGCAGAAACGUAGAGUUAAAACAUUUUUUUCGUGUAUUUGUACU